Tetrapisispora phaffii CBS 4417 is the source of this 4380-nucleotide messenger RNA. It is a transcript of the gene RPO31, whose product is annotated as DNA-directed RNA polymerase III core subunit RPO31. Gene Ontology annotation, molecular function: DNA binding; DNA-directed RNA polymerase activity. Gene Ontology annotation, biological process: DNA-templated transcription. Lineage: Eukaryota; Fungi; Ascomycota; Saccharomycetes; Saccharomycetales; Saccharomycetaceae. The record is from RefSeq and is a predicted model, not a curated record. The coding region runs from base 1 to 4380 and encodes 1459 amino acids. The transcript has a single exon.
AUGAAGGAAGUUGUCAUUAGUGAAACUCCUAAAAGGAUCAGUGGUUUAGAGUUCAGUGCCUUAAGUACAUCUGAUAUCAUUGCCCAAUCUGAAGUCGAAAUAUCCACUCGUGAUUUGUUUGAUUUAGAAAAUGGUCGUGCUCCAAUAGAAGGCGGUGCUUUAGAUCCAAAGAUGGGUGUUUCAUCCUCUACUUUAGAAUGUAGUACCUGUCAUGGUAAUCUAGCAUCCUGUCAUGGUCAUUUUGGUCAUAUCAAAUUGUCAUUGCCAGUAUUUCAUGUGGGUUACUUCAAAGCUACCAUUCAAAUCUUACAAGGUGUUUGUAAAAGUUGUUCUGCUAUAUUACUAAAUGAUACGGAUAAAAGACAUUUUUUACAUGAAUUGCGUAAACCUGAUAUUGAUAAUCUAAAGAGAAUGAGCAUUUUAAAGAAAAUUUUAGACCAAUGUAAAAAACAAAGAAGAUGUUUAGAAUGUGGUGACUUAAAUGGUGUAGUGAAGAGAGCUGCUACUGGUUCUGGUUCUGCAUCUUUAAAAAUUAUACAUGAUACAUUCCGUUGGGUAGGUAAAAAAAAUGUACCAGAAAAGGAUAAGUGGAUUGGCGAUUGGAACCAAGUAUUGACCAAUAACCCAGAAUUAGAAAAGUUUAUUAAAAGAUGUACAGAUGAUUUAAAUCCAUUGAAAACUUUAAAUUUAUUUAAACAGAUCAAAAAUGAAGAUUGUGAAUUAUUAGGUAUAGAUUCUACAGUAGCAUCUGGUAGACCAGAAACAUAUAUCUGGAGAUAUUUACCGGCACCACCGGUCUGUAUUAGACCAUCAGUUAUGAUGCAAGAUUCUUCUGCAUCCAAUGAAGAUGAUUUAACUGUAAAAUUGACAGAAAUUGUGUGGACUUCGUCUUUAAUAAAAGCUGGUCUAGAAAAAGGUAUUUCAAUUAACAAUAUGAUGGAGCAUUGGGACUACUUACAAUUGUCUGUUGCUAUGUAUAUAAACUCAGAUUCAGUGAAUUUAUUAGUUAUGCCAGGUUCUAAUGGUGGAACUAAGGCAAAACCUAUAAGGGGUUUCUGUCAACGUUUGAAAGGUAAACAAGGUAGAUUUAGAGGUAACUUGUCAGGUAAGCGUGUAGAUUUCUCUGGUAGAACAGUCAUUUCACCAGAUCCAAAUCUAUCAAUCGAUGAAGUUGCAGUCCCAGAACUUGUUGCUAAAGUGCUUACAUAUCCAGAAAAGGUUACUCGUUAUAAUAAAACAAAAUUACAAAAACUGGUUAUGAACGGUCCUAAUGUUCAUCCAGGUGCAAAUUAUUUGUUAAAAUCUAACGAGGAAGCAAGAAGAAAUUUAAGAUACGGUAAUAGAGAUAAAUUAGCUAAACAGCUUCGUAUUGGUGACAUCGUUGAGAGACAUUUAGAAGAUGGUGAUAUCGUGUUAUUUAAUCGUCAACCUUCAUUGCAUAGGUUAUCUAUUUUAUCACAUUUUGCUAAAAUUCGUCCUUGGAGAACUUUCAGGUUAAAUGAAUGUGUUUGUACACCAUACAACGCAGAUUUUGAUGGUGAUGAAAUGAAUUUGCUAUGUUACCAACAAACAGAAGAAGCAAGAGCCGAAGCAAUUAAUUUAAUGGGUGUUAAGAAUAACCUACUAACUCCAAAAUCUGGUGAGCCUAUUAUUGCCGCAACGCAAGAUUUUAUCACUGGUUCUUAUCUAAUUUCUCAUAAAGAUUCAUUUUUCGAUAGAGCUACAUUAACACAACUACUUUCUAUGAUGUCUGAUGCCAAUUUAAAGUUUGAUAUACCACCUCCGGCUAUAUUUAAACCUCAAUGUCUAUGGACAGGUAAACAAAUAUUUUCUUUAUUGAUUAAACCGAACAAGGAAUCACCAGUUGUUAUUAACCUGGAUGCUAAAAAUAAAGUUUAUAUUCCGCCUCAGAAUAAAUCAUGGCCCAGUGAAAUGUCCCCUAACGAUGGUUAUGUUAUUAUUAGAGGUUCUGAAAUAUUAUCUGGUGUAAUGGAUAAAUCUGUGUUAGGUGAUGGUAAAAAACACUCGGUAUUCUAUACAAUUUUAAGAGAUUACGGUCCUCAAGAGUCAGCCAAUGCAAUGAAUAGAAUGGCAAAAUUAUGUGCUCGUUAUUUGGGUAAUAGAGGUUUCUCUAUUGGUAUCAGUGACGUCACUCCUGGUGAAGAAUUAAAAUUGAAAAAAGAAGAUCUAGUUGAAAUUGCUUACAAAAAGUGUGACGAAUUAAUUAUUCAAUAUAAUAAGGGUGAGUUAGAAACCCAACCCGGUUGUAACGAAGAACAGACUCUAGAAGCUAAAAUUGGUGGUUUGUUAUCAAAAGUUAGAGAAGAAGUUGGUGACGUUUGUAUCAAUGAAUUGGAUAAUCUAAACGCUCCUUUGAUCAUGGCAACAUGUGGUUCAAAAGGUUCUAAUUUGAAUGUUUCUCAAAUGGUAGCUGUUGUAGGUCAACAAAUUAUUUCUGGUAAUCGUGUUCCGGAUGGUUUCCAAGAUCGUUCAUUACCACAUUUUGAAAAGAACUCUAAAACUCCUCAAUCAAAAGGUUUUGUCAGAAACUCAUUUUUUACUGGUUUAACUCCGCCAGAAUUUUUAUUUCACGCAAUUUCUGGUCGUGAAGGUUUAGUCGAUACUGCAGUUAAAACUGCAGAAACAGGUUAUAUGUCUCGUAGAUUAAUGAAAUCAUUAGAAGACUUAUCCUGUCAAUACGAUAAUACAAUCAGAACAUCAUCCAAUGGUAUAGUUCAGUUUACUUACGGUGGUGAUGGUUUAGAUCCAUUGGAUAUGGAAGGUAAUGCUAAGCCAGUCAACUUUAAGAGAACAUGGGAUCAUGCAAGUAACAUUACAUUUGAUUUUAAUGCCAAGGGAUUAUUACCAUAUCAAAUUAUAAAGCAAACUAAUCUAAUACUCCAACCACUUGAAAAUGCACUGGUCAGAUAUAACAAUGUAGGAAAACCUUUAUCCAAAAAGGAUUAUCAUAAGGAUGAAUAUGUUGAUCAACUAGAUGCUAAAAGAGAUUUUUAUGCUUCAAUUAGAGAAUAUAUGGUGGAAAAGGCUGAACAAUUAGCAAAAAUUAGAAAGGCUAGAUCUCUAAAAGAAUUAAUUUCUGAACCAGCAGAAGAAUUGCAGCAUAUAGAUUUCGAUGAAAAUAUACCUUCUAAUGUUAGAGAGGUUGUGGAUAAACUAUGUAAAAUUUCAGAGGCAAAUGUCAAGAAAUUUUUGGAAAUAGCAAUUUCCAAAUAUCAUAGAGCCAAGGUCGAACCUGGUACGGCAGUUGGUGCAAUUGGUGCACAAUCUAUUGGUGAACCAGGUACCCAAAUGACUUUGAAGACUUUCCAUUUUGCAGGUGUUGCUUCUAUGAAUGUGACAUUAGGUGUUCCUCGUAUUAAGGAAAUUAUUAAUGCCUCUAAAACAAUUUCAACCCCAAUUAUCAAGGCUGUUCUUGUUAACGACUCUGAUAGAAGAGCCGCAAGAGUUGUUAAAGGUAGAAUUGAAAAGACAUUACUAUCAGACGUUGCAUACUAUAUUGAGGAUGUUUAUAGAGAUAAUAGAACAUUUAUUAGAAUUAAAAUUGAUUUGUCUACAAUUGAGAAGCUUCAAUUGGAAUUAACAAUAGAGGAUAUUGCAAUUGCAAUUUCAAAGGCUCCGAAAUUAAAAAUCGAUAGCUCUAAUAUACAUAUUGUGGGUAAUGAUAAAAUUGCAAUCGAUGUGUUUGAAGAAGCUUCCAAAUCAAUUUCGACAUCAUUAAAGGAAUCUUCAGAAAAUACUGUAUUUUAUAAGAUGCAAACAUUACGUAGAGCUUUACCUGAUGUUGUUGUUAAAGGUUUAGCAGACAUAUCAAGAGCGGUUAUUAAUAUCAAGGAUGAUAGUAAAACUGAAUUGCUGGUUGAAGGUUAUGGUUUAAGAGAUGUUAUGUGUACUGAUGGUGUUAUUGGUACUAAAACGUCAACCAAUCAUAUUUUGGAAAUUUUCAAUGUCCUUGGUAUAGAGGCAGCUAGAUCCAGUAUUGUGGGAGAAAUUGACUAUACUAUGAGUAAUCACGGUAUGAGUGUUGACCCUCGUCAUAUUCAAUUAUUAGGCGAUGUGAUGACAUUUAAAGGUGAAGUGUUAGGUAUUACGAGAUUUGGUUUAAGUAAAAUGAGAGACUCUGUACUACAAUUGGCUUCGUUUGAAAAGACUACCGAUCAUUUAUUUGAUGCUGCAUUCUACAUGAAGAAAGAUGAAGUAAAAGGUGUCUCUGAAUGUAUUAUUUUGGGCCAAACAAUGUCAAUUGGUACAGGUUCAUUUAACGUUGUGAAACACACUGUUGUUUCUCCAGAACAAGUUAAACCAAAAAGAACUUUAUUUGAGAGCUUGGUUAGCUCAAAUGACCAUAAUAAAUUAAAUUGA